Molecule: messenger RNA, 1100 nt
Organism: Schizosaccharomyces cryophilus OY26
Lineage: Eukaryota; Fungi; Ascomycota; Schizosaccharomycetes; Schizosaccharomycetales; Schizosaccharomycetaceae
Product: methyltransferase
Exons: 4
Coding region: 101-883 (260 amino acids)
Molecular function (GO): S-adenosylmethionine-dependent methyltransferase activity
Source: RefSeq, a predicted model, not a curated record
AAUGCUUAUACUCGGUUUUGAUAACCAUAAAGGAACUCGAAUAAAACAUUACGCACAUAUUCUCAACGUAACUUACAUUCACCUCAAGUAUAGGCCUACAAUGGGAAGAGACUUUUGGUCAGCUGAAGCGUACCAAAAAAACGCUGCUUUUGUUCCUAAACUCACUAAGGAGAUCGUCCAAAAGCUAGCUUUAACUGCAUCGGAUGUUGUCCUUGACUUGGGAUGCGGUGAUGGAGUCUUAACUCGAGAUUUGGCAUCACAGUGUAAACACAUCAUUGGGAUUGAUUCCAGUUCAUCAAUGAUUCAAUCCGCAAAGGAAAAAGGAUUAGAAGCAUAUGUGAUUCCUGGAGAAAAUCUUGCAGGCGCAAUUGAAUUUCCAUCGGAAGGGUUUGACGCCGUCUUUAGUAACGCCGCUCUACAUUGGAUUUUGCGGAAUCCCAACCAAAGAGGUACUGUGUUUCAGGGAAUAGCUCGUGUUCUUCGUCCAGGUGGCCGCUUUGUUGCAGAAUGCGGAGUAUUUGGAAAUGUUUCAGAAGUAAUUACUAGUAUCUAUACUGUACUAUUGGACCACGGCAUCCCUAAAGAACAGAUCGAUGAAGCAAACCCUUGGUAUUUUGGCACUGAGCAAGCAUAUACGAAAAUGCUGAAAGAAGCUGGGUUUGAAAUCACCUUCAUGGAAAACGUCAGUCGUCCAACUUAUUUAGAUCGCGACGUUCGCCAAUGGCUGGACACAUUUGCGCAUACCUUUUACGAUGCAUUUCCUGACUUAAAGGAAACUCUUCGAGAGCGCGUUUAUCAAGCCUUGCGAUGGGCGAAUUGCACAGAAACUGGAGAUUGGUACUUACUAUAUCGUCGUUUACGCUUCGUGGCAGUGAAGAAUUAAUUGAAUUAUAGUCUUGCUUCAUUUUGACCUACCUGUGAAAUCGAAUGUUUGAGCAUCUGAAUUGACAAUUGUCGUAACAAACUAGUAGUACGUUUUUUUUAUGGAAUAUAUGACUUUUAAAGAUAGAAGAUAAUCCCAAUUAUGUGGAGAUUUGGGUGUCAUAAAGAUCAGUAUCCUAGAACGAUUUAUCAUGAAUAAACCUCUUCUGCAAAGUAUA